This is a messenger RNA of Asparagus officinalis (garden asparagus), 1734 nucleotides long. RefSeq names its product DDB1- and CUL4-associated factor 8. The record is from RefSeq and is a predicted model, not a curated record. Lineage: Eukaryota; Viridiplantae; Streptophyta; Magnoliopsida; Asparagales; Asparagaceae. The transcript is spliced from 5 exons. Bases 61 to 1545 code for a protein of 494 amino acids. Gene Ontology annotation, molecular function: protein binding. Gene Ontology annotation, cellular component: Cul4-RING E3 ubiquitin ligase complex; cytoplasm.
UAUCUCUCUCCUCCUAUUUACUUGCUAUUUUCUCUCUCUCUGCGCUCUCGCUCUCCUCGAAUGGUCUUUUUCUCUGUCCUCGUCAAUCUCAAUUCCAUCGAUGGCGGAGCAAGAGCAGAGCUCAUCCCAAACCGAGGGGCCGCUGAGGCCAUCGAGAGCUGCGGUGUCAGAGAUCUGGAGAAGGGUCUGGGUUUAUCUCAGACUCACAAGUUCACCCGCAGAGUUGGGGCUUCUGAGGUAUUUGUGAAGAGGUUAGAUCGCUAUGGAAAGCUAAACGGUCAUAAGGGUUGUGUAAACACGGUACAUUUCAACCCUAGUGGUGAUCUUCUUGUUUCUGGAUCUGAUGACAAAGAUGUUAUUAUUUGGGACUGGGCAGCCAAAACCAAGAGUUGCACAUUUUCUUCUGGUCAUUCUGAUAAUAUCUUCCAAGCCCGAAUCAUGCCAUUCACUGAUGAUCGAACCAUAAUAACUUCUGGCGCUGAUGGGCAGGUUAGACUUGCUCAAAUUUCAGAGAAGGGCAACGUCAGCACCAAAAGGCUCGGCAGUCAUCGUGGUCGUGCACACAAGCUUGCCAUUGAGCCUGGAAGUCCGUACAUAUUUUACAGCUGUGGCGAGGAUGGCCUCGUGCAGCAUUUCGAUUUGCGGCAUAGGCCCCCUACGAAGCUCUUCAUAUGUUCUUCUUUCUCAGAGGAUAAAAUUCCCGUCCGACUUAAUUCAAUCAUCGUUGACCCAAGAAACCCCAAUUAUUUUGCUGUAGGAGGAUCUGAUGAAUACGCCCGAGUCUACGACAUUAGACGAUACCAAUCUGAUGCUUCCAUUGGUUCGGACUUUCCUGUGGACACUUUUGCCCCUCACCACUUAAUUGGUUCUGAUAAUGUGCACAUCACUGCAUUAGCUUAUUCUAUCAGAAGUGAGUUGCUCGUCUCCUACAAUGAUGAACUCAUCUACUUAUUUGAGAAAGAAAUGGGGAGGGGCUCAUCUCCUCUUGAGAAUUCACAGGAGUUGAGUGAGCCACAAGCUUACUCUGGUCAUAGAAAUUCUCAAACGGUUAAAGGGGUAAAUUUCUUUGGACCCAGUGAUGAGUAUGUUGUUAGUGGGUCAGAUUGUGGUCAUGUUUACAUAUGGAAGAAGGGAGGAGAGCUUGUUAGGAUGAUGGCGGGUGAUAAAAACAUUGUGAAUUGUGUAGAGCCUCAUCCAUAUUUUCCUUUUCUCGCUACUAGUGGGUUUGAUAAAAGUGUAAAGGUUUGGGCUCCUAUAGCCAAGAAAUUGGCCCCAUUGCCAGAAAAUGCGGAAGAGAUAAUAGCAGCUAAUAAGAAGGGCAGAGAAGCUCGUGCAAGGAUAACUCUCACUCCUGAGGUGAUAAUGCAUGUACUUAGGCUACAGAGAAGGCAAGGUUUGGCUUACGUCGAGAGGAGACCUACAGCCUCAGAUUUUGACAGCGAUGGUGAUGGCGAAAGAGAAGGGUUCGUUCUAAGAUUCGCUGAUGGGGAUGAUGGUUCAGAUGAAGGUUCAACCGGUGAUCCUCGAGAGUGUAACAUUUCUUAGUAUUACAAUUGUAUAUGUAGUUUAUAUAUGUUUUAAGGGAUUAGCUCAAGAAUUAGUUGAAAGUAACAUUAAAAUAAUGGGAGAGAAAUCUCAGCAUUAACUUGUGGAGUUUUUCAUGCUCAACGGAUGAACAUAUGUACAGGUAUAUACAUAAAGUUGAACUCCAAGAAGUCAAUUUGUUUUAUUGCA